UCAUUUCGUCAAACCAGCAAAACGAAGACGAAAGCACGCACAAACCACAACAAACAACCACCCACGUGUUUUUCUUGACCGCAAGCAAAGGCAGACAGCAACGAAGAUGGACUGGCCGGUGAAGACAAAGGCGGAGAAGGAGGCGGAACGGAGGAAGAAGAAGGAGAAGAAGGACGUGGAGGUGGUGACGUUUGAUGAUCCACACAAGCGCAUCCAAGAAAGCAAAGCUGCCAAGAGGGCCCACAAGGCGAAGAAAACGGAUGAGGGUCCUGCAGAGGAGGUGGACGCGUCAUCGUCUGCGUUACGCCGCUUGAUGGUGCGGACCAAGCUGGACAUUGAGAAGUUUAACCUCGCAAACUCAUGGGGGAAGCGGCGACGAAAGCUGCAGCAAGCGCUGGUGGAGGAUCUUGGCGGCAAGAAGAAGAAGCCAAACCCCAUGCCUCUGCCCAAGCUGCAAGGCAUGAAGAAGAAGGCCCUCGAACGCCACCACCGCGAAAACCAGAAGAGAGCGUCAGCCGGCCUGUCUGCAAAGAGUGUUCCAUACAACCUGCGAAACCAGAAGCAACGCGCCAAGGCGAAGAACAAGAAGCUCGCACACGUUCUGCAAAAGAAUGGUUGGUGGAAGGACAGCACCAAAGGCUUCUAGCCAGCCAGCUCGCUGGCAACUCGUCUUGCUUCGAGUCUCCUUCUUCUCUUUUGUUUGAUACCAAGGACUUCACAACAACAACCCUCUAUGCUUGUUCCAUCGCUAUUUGCAUUCAACACUUGUUUCAAACCCCUUACCACAGCCACAUGCUUGCUUUGCGUGGCUGUACCACGCACGCUUCUAUGCGUUGACUCAAACAACUACGAGUGAUCAAGCUUGGCUACUUUUCUUGCUUUGUUUGUGCGGUGUGUCUGUCUGUGUACACAUCCCAUCUGUCCACGUCUCCGCUCGCCAACUGACUUGCGGCUCGUCGCCUCAGUUACAUUAACUCGACUCUGCUUUAUUCUUCUGCUUCGCACAGCCACAAUCAUACGCGUGCACGCGCAAACACGCACACGCGCAAACACGCACACACACACACACACAACACACAUGAUAAACGACUUGGGGGUACGACCCACCAACGACGCACAAAC
Salpingoeca rosetta is the source of this 1122-nucleotide messenger RNA. RefSeq lists its product as uncharacterized. The record is from RefSeq and is a predicted model, not a curated record. The transcript is spliced from 5 exons. The coding region runs from base 107 to 646 and encodes 179 amino acids. Lineage: Eukaryota; Choanoflagellata; Craspedida; Salpingoecidae.